CUGGAAAAGGUGGUUUCGUUUAGGCCCGACCCUACUUGGUAUAAAUACAUGGAAAAACAUUAUUUUCUGAACUUUUUGACACACUUUAGGCCUAAGGAAGCUAAGGAGGAGUUGGAGGAGCAAAAGGUCUUUUCACCUUUUUAUCAGCUUUGUGAUGUGAAGCUGCAAUAUUCUCGGUAUUGCAGACCUCAAAAUCCUCUGCCUUCAGCGAGCAAGGGGUCGUAUUCCCAAGUGGCUUUCUCAUAUGACGGAGAGGGUAAAGACGAGCCUCACUUUUCAGAUGGUGAAGAAGAUGGUGAUGAUGAUGAGGAUGAUGAUGAGGAAGAAGAUUUUAACAGUGAUGAUAGCAACGACGAAGUGAUGGAGUCAAUUGCCAAAGAUUAUGGAGUGAAAAGGUAUGGAUGGCUUGUCUACAUGGACAAAAAGGCAAAGGAGGAAGAAAGGAGGCAAAGAGAAGUAAUCAAGGGAGAUCCUGCAAUAAGGAAACUUAGUCGCAAAGAAAGAAGGAAGGCUUCUCAAUUAGAAAGAGAGAGGGAGAGAGAAGCAGCCCGCAUUACCGGGAGCAGAGUUCUCCAUCAUGAUCCCUAUCGCGAGUCUCGACGGAGUCCAACAUACGAAGCUUAUUCACGUUCCAGAAGGUCCAGGUCAAGGUCUCUCUCAUACUCGCCUCCUCAUUCAAGACGCUAUGAACGUGGAGGAAAAUCUGAUGAUAUUUACCAAGGCAAGGAGAGAGCUCCGAAAAUAGAGUAUAUCACUGAAUUUGGUGGCGCAGACGAUGAGAGUGAGCCUAAAUUUGAAGGAUAUUCUCCACCACCGUCUCCUCCGUCUCGAACUGAUCCAUUAAACCGGCCAUCAGCUGGUCGUAUUCUUGAGGCCCUUCAUGUUGAUCCUGCAUCUGGGGUAUCUGUUGAUAAGGAUAAGAGUGCACAAAUGUUGAAAACACCAGCAAGUGCAUCAUCAGCAUUAUCAAAGUUAAACAAGACAACUAGCAGUUCAAUCCUCUCUAAACAGCAGGGUGAAAAGAAGGAAACACCUCAGGAGCGACUUAAGCGGAUAAUGAGCAAACAAUUGAACAAACAAAUCAAGAAAGAUACAGCUGUUGAGAUGGCCAAGAAAAGAGAACAAGAGAAACAGAGGCUUGAAAAGCUUGCAGAAACAAGCCGAGUAAGUCGGUAUCGUCGCCGAAGCCGUAGUAGAAGUUACAGCCGUUCCCCUCGAAGGCACCGACUUAGCCGGAGUCCUAUCCGGGAAAGGAGUUCUCGUAGAUACCGUUCACGUUCCAGGUCUCGCUCAUGGUCGCGGACUCGCUCUCACUCACGCUCACACUCACCGUCGCGUUCUUACUCUAGUUCCCACUCGCUUUCUCGUUCCAUUUCCCGGUCUCGUUCACCUCGGGUUAGGAGGCGAUCGAGACACUGAUACUCAGGUAUGAGUGGAUGCAUAAACGUGCCCAAGCUGAUCGUUAGUCAGCUGUGUGCGGUAUAUAGAUUACUGAUAUAUUAGACUGGUAAACUUAUGGUGAAGCUGAAUUUGGCUGAUCGUGGGAACUUAUAUUCUUGUGUUGUGUUUAUUUGUUUUUGGUUUCUUUUGAAGUUUUAGAAGAUAUUUGUGUGACAAGUAAAAUUUCUUCAGCUU
Nicotiana attenuata is the source of this 1635-nucleotide messenger RNA. Its product is annotated as serine/arginine repetitive matrix protein 2-like. The transcript is spliced from 11 exons. Lineage: Eukaryota; Viridiplantae; Streptophyta; Magnoliopsida; Solanales; Solanaceae. The record is from RefSeq and is a predicted model, not a curated record. The annotation marks the transcript as partial.